UCUCUAAAUUACUGGUUCCUUGAGUUGUCUCUUCGGACGCAACGCCGAGUUUCUUUUCAACAAUAACUUAUUUAACCAGUUAAAUUCCAAAAUGAAACGGAAGACGAGCGAGAUUUGGUGCUUUUUCCGGGCCGUGGACGACACGUUUGCGCUCUGCAACAUCUGCAAGGCGAAGCUGUCCUACAAGACGACCACCACAAAUUUAAGCAAACAUAUGAACAGAAUGCAUCCAACGUCGGCGCUGCAAAAUGACAGGUACAAAAUCCAUAGCCAAGGCAGUAGUGCCAUGGAUAGGAACAAGGGGAAGCCUCGAAACUCGGCGCAGGAGGUUAUCAUGCUGGACUUUGUUAAGAAGCAUCCGCGCCUGUUGCAGAAUCCGACGUGGGAGACCCGGAACAACCUUGAGUCGCUGUGGGAGCAGUUGACCUCCGACCUUAAUCGUCAUGGGCCGCCGCGAAAGGAUGUGGCCACCUGGAAAAGGGCGCUAAAGGACUGGAAAAGGUUUAUCCUGAAGAAGGUGGAGAAGAAUGAGUUGCACAACGUACCAUUCGGCACCAGUCUCAGUUCGUCGGAGGAAACGAUAGCCACAUUGUGCCGCCUCAACGAAGAUGUUAGUCAAAUAAUCAUGAAGGUUUCCGACGACGAAAUGCAUGAGAAUUCCACAAACGAGUUCGACGUGGACGAUGUGGAAGACGUAGUCCCAGAGGACGAUAGUGGCGCCCUUCAGACCUCCACCGAGUACGUUUACGAGCCGGAUGAGAGCAAAGUAGACAUAGACCCCCUUUACCUGCAGUCAAGCAAGAGGGCCGCAUUGGCCAGCAGUCGAGUGGCGGAUGAGGACACCACGUUGCUGGAGAAGAUCAGCAAUAACAUUGGCAUGGUCCAUGAUGCAGCCAACAGCGCUCAUCUCGCUCUUAAUGAGUUUUUCGUCCUGUACAAACAGAAGCUGUACGAGGACAAGCGCCACCACCUCGCCAUGGAACAACUGAUGGCCGAAAAAAUAGAAAUAAAAAAGAAACUCUUGGAAAUCGAGCAGCGGAAGUUGUCGCUGAAAUGACGGGAUUCACACACAAUAAACUAAUAACAAAGGUAGUCUUAAUACCCUUAUCAUUAAAUAAACUAAGUAUUCCAUUAAAAUGUUGCCUAAUAUUA
Drosophila rhopaloa is the source of this 1152-nucleotide messenger RNA. RefSeq lists its product as uncharacterized. The coding region runs from base 92 to 1057 and encodes 321 amino acids. Gene Ontology annotation, molecular function: DNA binding. NCBI's taxonomy places the organism in Eukaryota, Metazoa, Arthropoda, Insecta, Diptera, Drosophilidae. The record is from RefSeq and is a predicted model, not a curated record. The transcript is spliced from 2 exons.